Paramuricea clavata is the source of this 1248-nucleotide messenger RNA. NCBI's taxonomy places the organism in Eukaryota, Metazoa, Cnidaria, Anthozoa, Malacalcyonacea, Plexauridae. The record is from the annotation of a GenBank genome assembly.
AUGGGCGUGGAGUCACUGCGGGCAGUAUGUCAGAUGGUGUUUGAGAGUAAACAGGUAUAAAAUAUAUAGCACAUAUAUAGCACAUAUACAUAGUUUUCAUCUCAAAAGGUCGGUCGGUCAGGUCAGUUACAUUAAUAUUUAUACCUGUUUUCCAUGAAUGCCAUGUCUAUCGAAUGCCACUACCGCUUGUUUCAUCCAAGAGGAAUCACCAUGGUGGCCUCCUGAUAAUUCCUCUUGGAUGAAACAGGUAGGCUAUAUUGAAAAGUUAGAAAAGCAGUUCUUUUCCUCUAUAGAAUUGAGAUCGGGGGUCUCAUGCAUUUUGCGUGUAUGUGUGGCUUCUUCCUGUCGUAGAUUGACAUAUACGACAGAAAGAAGCUACACAUAUAUGCAGAAUAAGAGCCACGAUCAAAUUUAGAGAUGAAAAGAAUGAACUAGCAGCCUAUUCGUUCGAUAAGCUGAUAGCAAACUCGACAAACGUAUGAUUUCUUCAGCCAAUUUGCAUUAAAUUUAGUAACUAUCCAUUUUCAUACUAUGUACUCCUUGUCUGGUAAUAAUCCAUGCAAAUUCCAUUUUUCCAAGUGUUCUAAAUAAAUUGUUUCUCUCUUUAGUUUUCUCUUCCCUUCUUUGCAGAUCUAUCUGGAAUGUGACACGGCCGAUGACGGAAUACCAUUUGCGCAUUAUGAUCGCUAUCAACGUGCCCUCGUGAACAUAUGGCUUGAAGACAACCAAGGUGUCUUGGAAAACCUCACUGUAAAACUGGCAUCAGCCGGAUAUAUGAUGUCGUUUUACAAGAAGGGGAUAAAUCAACCAAUCAACGCAGCCAUGUGGGAAGCGAUAAAACACAAAGCAGGCAUGUUCAAUUUGCCCAAGGACGUUUUCCUGCACCCCUUUCAUCUGUGGGACCUACGCAAGGGCUGGACUGAUUUGGGCUCUUGCCCAGUCGACUACAAAGCUUUCGCGCAAAUUACCAACGCCCCACAACACCCAGAGAGUGUGUGGAAAGAGGGCCAAGCAAGCGUGGACGAAGAACGAGAGCUCAAUAAAGUUGUCCAGCUAUCCAAUAAAACCGCGCACACAGAGUUCAACGAGCACCAGUGGAAGGAAAUCGAAAACGAUAUACUGAAAGAGUGUGACGGCGCGUAUAAAGUCGAGAAAAACCAGCUAGUCGUCAUUGCCAGACGAGAGGUCAAAGCGAGGAACCUUGCCCAUGAGGUAUUUGCAUCAUACGGGUCGCUGAGGGAAUACUGA